GAAUAGUGCAGUCUUUGUCCAAUCGCGAAAGUGCAGAUUGAGAUGAAGAAAUCGCUGUUGGUUUUAGCCGCCGUGCUUGUGACCCAGGCACAUGUCAUUCCUCGGUACAGAAGAAACACCAGCCAUGAAUACAAAAUGUGCGUCCCGGAGGAACUUCUCGAGCUCUGUCAACAAAUGGCGUCCCAAGAAACCAAGAGUACCACCCGAAUAGUCUGCAUUCCCGCCCGAGACCGUCUUGAAUGCCUCGAGAAGAUCCAGCAGCGGGUUGCCGAUUUUGGCUACGUCGACCCUGAGGACAUAUACAUAGCGGCGAAGACACCUGAGCAAGAUUUCGCGGUCUUCGAAGAAAUCCAUACGAAAGAGGAACCCGAAGCUGAAUUCCGAUAUGAAGGUGUCGCUGUGAUACACAAAGAUUUGAACAUCAACGGACUUGAGGGACUCAGGGGGUUGAAUUCGUGCCAUACCGGCGUGGCGAGGAUGGUCGGGUACAAGGUUCCGUUGACUAAACUGAGACAGAAGGGGAUCAUCGGUAAAUUGAACGAGCCGGGACUGAGUCCACGCGAAAACGAGCUGAAGGCUUUUUCGACGCUGUUUAACAAGGCUUGCCUUGUUGGGACGUGGUCGGAGGAUCCAAAAAUUAACCUCAAGUGGAAAAAGCAGUACUCUAACUUGUGCGCACUGUGCGAGCACCCUGACGUUUGCGAUUACCCUGACAACUUCUCAGGUUACGACGGUGCUCUGAGGUGUCUAGCCCACAACGGUGGUCAAGUCGCUUGGACUAAAGUCAUCUACGUCAGAAAAUUCUUUGGGCUUCCCGUUGGAACGACCCCCGCUCAACCUAGUAAUGAAAAUCCGGACAAUUUUGCCUAUUUGUGUCCCGAUGGUACUAGAGUACCCGUUAAGGGUACCCCUUGUCGAUGGGCAGCGCGGCCUUGGCAAGGUUACAUGGCAAACGCCGACGUGAUUAAAACCGUAGACGAACUUCGACGCAAAAUCGAGAAUUUGGACACCGUCGGUACUAAAAACCACGCUCCGUGGUUGGAAAAAGUACUCGAAAUAACCAACAAACACGUCCCUAAGCCAAACCAAGUCGUACCAGCUGGUGAUUACUUGGACAAAGGCAACUUCACCGACAUUAUCGAAAGAGACUGGGGCCCUCCAUUCAGAACAAUACGUUUCUGCGUCAUCUCGGACGAAGAACUCGAGAAGUGUGAGGCACUAUCAAGGUCCGCCUUUUCCCGAGGUCUCAGACCACGAUACGCAUGUCUGCAGCAAAAGACUGUCUACGAUUGCAUGAAAAAAAUCAAGAAUGGCAGAGCCGAUAUAAUCACUCUUGACGGUGGACUCGUAGACGUAGCACAAAGAGAGUACAACUUGGUACCGAUAGUUGGAGAACAGUACGGGAACCUUGGCGGGUCGUACUACGCGGUUGCUGUAGUGAAGAAGGGCUCCACUUUUAAUUCAUUCGCUGAUUUGAAGGGCGCGAAAUCUUGUCAUACCGGAAUAGGUCGUACCGCUGGAUACAACGCACCCUUGUACACCCUCAUCAAGAAAAAUUUGAUCGAUAAAUCCAACUGUCCUUACCCGAAAGCGCUGUCUGAGUUCUUCUCAGAGAGUUGCUUGCCGGGGGUGAAACACCCAAAACACGGAAUUGACAAAGCUAUUUAUGGAAAGCUUUGUAAACUAUGUGGUGGCGAUGUUGACAAACACGAUUUGUCGACGAAAUGCAACUUCGAUUCCAGCGAGUCCUACAGUGGUUACACGGGGGCUUUUAGGUGUUUAGUGCAAGGAGGUGGAGAUGUGGCUUUCGUCAAGCACGUCACCGUACCAGGAAAUACAGAUGGUAAGAACACUGAAAACUGGGCCGCUAAUCUGAAAUCAAAAGACUACGAACUGCUUUGUCCUAAUGGUGGAAGGAAACCCGUUGAUCAAUAUGAAAGUUGCCACCUGGCACAUGCUCCUCCCCAUAUGGUGGUCACAAGCCAUUCCAAGAAUGAAGGCGAAGUAGAUGAAAUUCGUAACUUAUUGGUUUCGACAAGUAGUCUGUAUACUAGUAGACCGGAACUUUUCAAACUCUUUGGUUCGUUCAAAGGCAAGAAGGAUUUGCUUUUUAAGGAUUCUGCCACCGCUUUGAUCUCGAUUACUGGAGAGAGUGAAAUUCAGAAAGAGUACUCGAAAGUAAUUGCGGUUGUAAAUGGCUGCCAUUGAAACUAUAUUGUAAUCAAUACAGUUGUGUAGUUGUCCAGGGGCGGCUUGUCCUAUGAGGCAGGUGAGGCAGUGCCUCACCAAUGAAUUUUACGUCUUAUUAGGAUUUUUAUUAUUUUAUACGGACACAUUUCGGCCAAUAAUUUGUGUCUUUUUUCUAAAAUUUUAAAAAUAAAUAUAGAAAAUGA
This is a messenger RNA of Zophobas morio, 2393 nucleotides long. Its product is annotated as transferrin-like. Gene Ontology annotation, cellular component: extracellular region; plasma membrane; early endosome. Bases 43 to 2208 code for a protein of 721 amino acids. The transcript is spliced from 8 exons. NCBI's taxonomy places the organism in Eukaryota, Metazoa, Arthropoda, Insecta, Coleoptera, Tenebrionidae. Gene Ontology annotation, biological process: iron ion transport. The record is from RefSeq and is a predicted model, not a curated record.